Chiloscyllium plagiosum (whitespotted bambooshark) is the source of this 2070-nucleotide messenger RNA. Lineage: Eukaryota; Metazoa; Chordata; Chondrichthyes; Orectolobiformes; Hemiscylliidae. The record is from RefSeq and is a predicted model, not a curated record.
GUCGCUGCUGUAUUGGAUGAGAGUGCGAGUCCUCUAUCCUGAAGGUGGAGCGGAGUGCAGGUGUGAACGAGGAGUCCAGUUCCCAGCGGAUCAGGAUUGAGAAGGAGUCUGAUGGAGCUUAAUGAGGGAGUUCUCUCUCAGGUUGCAGUUACAGAACAGCUCAGUAAGCACUAAAUAUUUGCUUUCCUGUGUACCUCAAACACAUGGAGCCAUCAUGUAAAAGUGCACAAGAAACUUCUGGCUGAACACUUCUUGAAGCCAGAUGUUUUAGUGACUUGGGUUCUGAUAUUGACCUUGGAAUGCUCCCUGAAGAAAAAGAAGAUCUUGGUGUAGAACUGGCCAAGCUAGAAGAUGAAAUCUCUACCUUGAGACAAGUUCUAAGUGCCAAGGAGAAGCAUCUAGUGGAAAUAAAACAGAAGAUGGGCAUUACCCCACUGAAUGAAAUAAAACACAACUUAAGCAAAAGCUGGCAUGACAUGCAGACUUCUGUGAUAUAUAAAAAAACACAGGAGACUCUUAAUGCCACAGGGCAGAAAGCUUCAGCAGCUUUGAACAAUGUAAGUUCUACACUUGGCAAGAAACUAGGAGAGAUGAACUUACAAUAUCUCAGACUUCUGCUCCCAAACAGUCACCCUAUGCAGCAUUCUAUUAGUACGCCAACUACAAGAAAUUCUCCAGCGUUCAAAUCCUUUGAAGAACAGAUGGAAACUACAGUUAGCAGUUUGAAGUGCAAAGUUGGUGUGUCUGCCCACAGCAGUGGAAGUUUUGAAGAUGUGCUGAAUUCUACUGCCAGUGCUAGUAUUCAGGAAUCAACUUCACGAAAUCGUCCAGCAGAAGACAUUGAAUAUUUUUAAAUCUUUUCUCUCAUACUGUGGGGUUAAAAAUGUAUAAAUCUUGGUGUUAUUAGAUUUUAUUUAAAAUUCAGUAAACCUGUCUUUGAGUAUAUUGGGGAAAAUCGCCUGGAAUUAUUUAAAACAAAAUAGUGGGAAAAAACUUUCUACAUUAUAUUAAUAGAAAAUUGUUGCACAUACUUUUAUUCUUGGACCAUCUUUAUUAACUUAUAAAGUGCUUAUUUCUAAACAUGAAUUGUAAGCUCCAUUUGUACUUGUAUUGUAAUGCAGUAAGUUCACAAGUAACAAUUUCUGUUAAAAGGAAUGUUAUACAAACCACUGUUUGGAAUACUUAAUGUAUUGUACUUCAGAAGUCUUACAGAAAAAAAAAAUAUUUCUUGAUGAGGCUCCGUUUGCAAUUUUUUGAUGUUUAUGAAGUGAAAUGAUUUAAAAUUAUGUAUUUGGAAAUAGAAUUAACUAUUUACUGUAUGUUAUAGAUACUAAUCAAUGUUUUGUUAAAAUACUGAAGCACUUCAAAGAUAAUAUUCAGACAAUACAGUAUUUUUAAUGUAACCAUGGCUCCAUGCUAUGACAUGGAAGCAGACUCUUUGGUCCAACGAAUCCAUGCUGACCAUGUUCCCAAAGUGAACUAGUCCCACCCACUUGCGCUUGGCCCAUAUCCACCAAACCUUUCCUAUUCAUGAACUUAUCCAAAUGUCUUUUAAACAUUGUAACUGUACCUGCAUCUACCACUUUCUCUGGUGGGUCAUUCCACAUGCAACCCACUGUGUUUUUUUAAAAUUGCCCCCCCAACAUCUUUUUUAAAUCUUUGUCCUCACCUUAAAAAUAUGCCUAGUUUUAAACUCCCCCAUCCAGGGAAAAGAUGCGUGUAUUUGUGUUUUAUGGGAACAUGCAGGAUGGACAUUAAUUUGUGCAAAUGUACAGAAUAAUUGUACAGCACUUGCUCCGUGGUCCAGUUUCUUAGACUGUCAGAGGCUGAGGGGUGACCUUAUAGAGGUUUAUAAAAUCAUGAGGGGCAUGGAUAGGGUGAUUAGCCAAGGACUUCCCCCCAGAAUGAAAAAGUCCAGUAUUUGAAGGCAUAGUUUUAAUGUUAAAGGGGAAAGAUUUAAAAGGGAUCUAAAGAGCAACAUUUUUCAGGCAGCGGAUGGUACAUAUAUGGAAUGAGCGGCAAGAAGAAGUGGUGGAGGCUGGUACAAUUAAAACAUUUAAAAGGCAUCUG